UCCUCAAAUUUUCCACUAUGCUCGUCAUCAUCAUCAUCUUCUUCUUCAUAUCUAUUACUUCCAUCCCCAACUUUUCAACCGCGUUUGAUACCUUACACACAAACCAAACACUCUUAGAUGACGGCGUAACCGCAACCGCAACCGCAACGCUUGUCUCCGCUAGUCAAACAUUUGUCCUAGGAUUCUUCAGCCCGGGGACCUCAAGAAACCGAUACCUCGGAAUCUGGUUCGGAAACUUGCCGGAACAGACAGUGGUCUGGGUGGCUAACAACAAUAACCCAAUCCCAGAUUUGUCCGGUGCCCUCAUUCUCACACCCACCGGAGACAUAACCAUCACCCAAACCAAUCAAGCAAACAUAGUUUGGACCUCAAAUUCAUCUUCAUCGUCUCCAGGAAUCAAGAACCCUUCCCUGCAGCUCCUGGACAACGGUAACCUGGUCGUGAAGAACGGCCAUAGCUUCAUCUGGCAAAGCUUCGACUAUCCCGGCAAUACACUGCUUCCUGGGAUGAAGCUCGGGUGGAACCUGAAAACAAAAACAGAAUGGUAUAUGACAUCCUGGAGAACCCAAAACGAUCCCUCCACGGGGGAUUUCAGUUUCACGUAUCGACUAGACAUUCUUGGACUUCCGACCGUAAUCCUCCGCAAGGGUGAAACUAUACAGUUCAGAACUGGAACGUGGGAUGGUACCAGGCUGGGCCAAUACUCAUUGUCGGAUCUCUACUACAUGGGUGUUUUUAAGAUCUCUUUAGUUUACAACGAUGAAGAUGCGUAUUUCUGGUACCAAUCUCUUGAAGCCUCGACUAUUUCGAGGUUAGUGGUGACCCACACAGGGGUGAUGACGGUGUAUAUAUGGAGCAAAAACAAGAAGGGUUGGCUCGAUACUAAUCCCAUACAAGGUGACCAUUGUGACACAUAUGGAACCUGCGGUAACAACAACCUAUGCAACGCCAUCAACCUGCCUCCAUGUGAGUGUCUGGAUGGGUUUAAACCGACAUCGCCUCUCGAAUGGGAAGCGCUUCAGUGGUCCAGCGGUUGUGUUCGGCGGAAGGCGUUGAACUGUAGCGAACCGCAAGGGUUCAAGAAGUUGUCAGACAUAAAGUUGCCUGACAAUUCCAGGAUGUUGGGGAACGGGACAGCAAUGAGUUUGGGAGAUUGCGAAAAGGCGUGCUUAGGUAAUUGUUCUUGUUCAGCCUAUGCUUGGGCUGAGGUUGUUGGAUGUGCUGUGUGGUAUGGUGACUUACACGACAUGAGAUUGUAUUAUAGUGAAGCACAGGAUCUAUACGUUCGAAUGCCUGCGUCUGACCUUAUUGGACCCAGCAAAAAGGGGAGACAACGAUUGGCUUUAAUUGCAUCAUCAGUAUCAAUAAUCAUAGGGCUUGUCUUCCUGGUCAUAACUACCUGGUAUGGCUUUCAUGCAAUGGUUGCUAGAAGGAAAAGAAGAGUUAUAGGAAACGAAGAAAGUAUUGAAUUACUAGGGGAUUCAUUAGAGCUACCAAUAAUUGGUUUUGAUGAACUAGUGGCGGCUACCAACAACUUCAGUGAUGAUAACAAGCUUGGUGCAGGAGGAUUUGGUCCCGUGUACAGGGGGAUAUUAACAGAUGGGCAAGAAAUAGCUGUAAAAAGGCUAUAUAGUUUUUCAGGACAAGGCAUUGACGAGUUCAAGAAUGAAAUAUUAUUGAUCUCCAAACUCCAACAUAGAAAUCUUGUUCGGCUAUUAGGUUGCAGCAUUCAUGGUGAAGAGAAGUUACUUGUCUAUGAGCAUAUGAAAAAUAAAAGCUUGGAUAUUAUCCUCUUUGAUCCAACGAAAAAGGUACAACUUGACUGGGCAAAACGUCGGAACAUAAUACAAGGUAUAGCCCGAGGACUUGUCUAUCUCCACAGAGAUUCUUGUUUGAGGAUUAUUCACCGAGACCUCAAGGCUAGCAAUAUUUUAUUGGAUGAAGACAUGAACCCAAAAAUCUCAGACUUCGGGUUGGCGAGAGCAUUCAGGGCAACAGAAGAACUAGCAAAUACUCAUAGGGUUGUGGGAACCUUUGGUUAUAUGUCACCCGAAUACGUCAUGAGAGGAUUAUUUUCUGAGAAGUCCGAUGUUUAUAGCUUUGGUGUAGUAUUGUUGGAGGUUGUGAGUGGUAGGAAAAACGGUGGAUUCCAUAGCAAUGAAGAGCAUUUCAGCCUUCUCAAUUAUGUAUGGCAAUUGUGGAUUGAAAGCAGGGAAGUUGAUCUUAUCGACGAAUCAAUUAGCAACUCGUGUUGUUUUACAGAAGCAGUGCGGUGUAUAAGGAUAGGAUUGCUUUGUGUGCAGGACCAUGUAUCAGACAGGCCAACAAUGUCAAAUGUAGUGUUGAUGCUAUGUAGUGAAGUAGAUAUUCCUCAGCCAAAACGACCAACAUUCACAUUCCACAGCUUGUUGGAUUCUGAUUCCAAGUCACGCAGCUCCAGAAAUGAAAUCACUGUUUCCUUAACUGAAGGCAGAUAG
Ipomoea nil (Japanese morning glory) is the source of this 2477-nucleotide messenger RNA. RefSeq names its product G-type lectin S-receptor-like serine/threonine-protein kinase At4g27290. Gene Ontology annotation, molecular function: ATP binding; protein serine/threonine kinase activity. The transcript is spliced from 7 exons. Lineage: Eukaryota; Viridiplantae; Streptophyta; Magnoliopsida; Solanales; Convolvulaceae. The coding region runs from base 18 to 2477 and encodes 819 amino acids. The record is from RefSeq and is a predicted model, not a curated record. Gene Ontology annotation, biological process: recognition of pollen; protein phosphorylation.